This is a messenger RNA of Oryzias latipes (Japanese medaka), 18966 nucleotides long. Lineage: Eukaryota; Metazoa; Chordata; Actinopteri; Beloniformes; Adrianichthyidae. The record is from RefSeq and is a predicted model, not a curated record.
GAGGGCAAGUUUAUGUGAGUAAACAGCCGUGCUGGUGGAAAAGACAGCCUUGGUGAAAAUAUGUAAAAGAGAAAAGGAAGAUGUUGCAGUGUGUACAGCGGCUGAGUUAACAGAACCGUGGAUCAGUGAUCCUGUCAAGCCAGAGAAUGUAAGACGACAAAGCAGGCUGGGUGUAGGGGGGGAGGCACAGCGAGAAGAACUGCAAAGUUUGUGUUUCCACAUUUUCCCAUCAAAUUUAAGCUUCCACCUUGUAGCUCUCUGCCAAGGGAUGAGGAGGGGGUGAACGCUAAGUGGCUGGCAGACUGGUAAUACAGUACAUUUGCGCAUUGCAUUGUGGGAAGGGAGAACGACAUUAAACGUGCUGAGAUUUACUAGCUUGGUUGAGCUGCGGAGGAGCUAAAAUAGUGCUAUCCGUGGCAGCUGAGCUACAGGGGUGGAUGCAACGCUCCCGUCGGACAGACGGUAUGAGAGCAGGCAGGAAAAAUCAAGGAGCCAAUCAAGGUCCGGACAUAAAAGGAGGUUCAAUUCUCAUCUGAAGGAAGUGAAGAAAGGAGAGCAAAAGAUGAAGAGGAGGGGUACAGGAAUGGUUGUGUCUGAACUGUCAGAUGCAGAGAGCCCUUGGCAUUGAUAUGACCACGCCCCGUUCAAAGAGCCAGCAGCAGAUUCACUCUCCAUCCCACCAAGCCAAGCCCAUUGUUCAACCUCAGCAGCCCACGUCUCAGCCAACACAGCCGGUAGCAGCAGCACAGUCCAAACCUAUGGCACAGGCUCAAUCUGUCCAACAACAGCAGGGCCAGUCUCAGCCCUACAGGCAGCCGCAGCCUCACUCACAACCCCAGCCAUACUCUCAGACGCAGCAGUAUCUCCAAUCUCAAAACCAGUCAUACCCCUCUUCACAGCCAAGGCCCCAGGUCCAGCCACACGAAUCUCCAGGCUUACAAAGACAUACAGGCCCUGCUGGUCACCAGGCUCAAAUAGGGCAAUCUCAGCAGGGUAUGCGGUCCGACCCGUACUCCCAGAGAGGUCCUGGACCUUCAGGACCCAUUGGAGGUUCAAUGGGAGGCCCUGGCCAGCUUGGUGGUCCUCGCAUUCCCCACCCUGGUGCAGUUCCUCUACCGGGUUUGACAAAGGCACCUUCCCAGCCUGAAUUGGGCCGUGGCUCCCCAAUGCAUCAGUCAAUGGCACGGCACCAUGACCAAACCAGGAGUGCAGGAUCUUCCCCAGCUCACAGACCUCAGAGUCAGGCUCCUCCCCCUGCUCAGGAUGGCCUGACAAAACUUUUUGGCUUCGGGGCAUCACUCCUCAAUCAGGCCAGUACUCUGAUCAACGUAGACCCUCUACCCACCGCGUCCCCGCAGCCAAGCCCGGCACGAGGUAAAGUGGUGUUCAGCAAUGCAGCUUCAGACAACAGGCAGCAACAGCAAGGAGCCACCAGCACCAAGCUUUUUGGAAUGGGGGGUCCUAGUGCCCCAGGCCCACAAAGCCAAGGUCAAAUGAGAGAUCCCUAUCAGCCAUCAAUGAUCGGUCCUAAGACGUCAUCACUGACUGGAGUUCCUCAUGAUCCAAGUCAAGCAGGAGGAGGCAUGAGUGGACCACAUGCACCAGCUCAGAAGCAACAGCAGAAGACAACGCCCCAUCUCCAAGAAACUCAGCAACAGCAGUCUCCUGCUCACCAUCAAAAGGGGCAACAAGCAAAACAGCCGCAGUCACAAGGACAGCAGCAUCAGCAAACACCUUCACAUGAGCAGAAAGUGCCACAGAAGCAGGAGCCUUCUGCAGCUCCUGCUGUCAUACCGGAGCCAGAAAAGCCCAAGGUGAACUGUCCUCUUUGUAAAACGGAGUUGAACAUCGGCAGCUCUGAACCACCCAACUACAAUUCCUGCACACAGUGUCACAGCCAAGUGUGUAACCUGUGUGGCUUCAACCCCACGCCGCAUCUGGUGGAGAAAAAGGAGUGGUUGUGUCUAAACUGCCAGACCCAGCGGCUGAUGUCAGGAGGUGGGCUCGAUGAUCCUCCACUUCCCAUUCCUCAUCCUUCCCCCAAACACCAACAAAUGGGUUCACCUUGUCACCAGACACCAACAAGUCAGCAAAGCCCACUCCACAAACCCACCACUCAGCAGAUGGCUAAGCCAAGCCAGCCCCAGACACAAAAAACAACUCAGUCGGCAACAAGUGUUAGUGGACCAUCCAUCACCACAACUGCCAAACAGCCAACUGAAACCAAGACCACAGCACCAGCUCCAACAGCGGUACCAGCCACUGAGGCCCAGAAGCAGACGAAACCAACACAGGAGAAGCUCAAGACCGAAACAGAGAACCAAACAACCAAAGAGACUAAACCAAGUCAGAAGAAAGGAGAGCAGAUAACACCGAUCAAAGACAUCAAAAAGUCCAGACAAUAUGACGAUACAAAAAACAACAGCUCCCAUGACCUGUCCCGCAGCCCCCAGAGCCUCAGUGACACUGGCUAUUCCUCUGAUGGCAUCUCAAGUUCCCACAGCGAAAUUACUGGAUUAAUUCAGGAGGAGGAGAUGAAGCUUAGUGAGAGAGGAAUUAUUGGACGAGGUUCCCCACCAAGCCCCUCUGAGAUCACAAAGCUGGAGAGUUCCAUGAGGCCGUUGCUGGAGAAGAGCUUUUCUGAAGAGAAGGCAGAUAGAAGAGGAAGGAAACACAGAGACAGAGACUUGGAUGAUAGGGGGAAGCAGCGUCCACGUUCCUUAUCAAUCCCACCAGAUGCAUAUGACUCUGAUGAGGAAUUAGAGGGCAUAUUAGAGGAAGAAGAAAAUGUAGUAGACUGGGAGGGUAAGAGAAAAGAAGGGAAGGAUGAAAAGAAAGAAAAGAAAAAAAAAGAAAAAGAAGCUGAGCCCACUGAGAUGACCGACGAGGAAUUCAUGAGAAGACAAAUAAUGGAAAUGAGUGCAGAUGAAGACAUUGAAGAGGAGGAAGAGAUGGAAGAAGAAGAUGAUGAAGAAGACGAAGGAUAUGGCUACCAGAAACCAAAAAGGAGCCACCACAAGCAUAUGAUAUCAGAAUCGGGGAAGGAGAAGAGACGCCUUCAGCAUCACUCCAGCAGCUUUGAGGAGGAAACAAAAAGUUCUACCGAUGUCUAUAAAGGCUCACUGGAGGAGGGUGAAGAAGAUGUGAUGGCAUCACAAGGGGGCUUGAGGCGCUUCAAAACCAUUGAACUCAACAACACAAAUAGCUACAGUCGAGAUAUGGAACUGAACAAUGAAAAUGACUUAAGCCUUGAUCGAGAACCAGAGCUAGAGAUGGAAAGCCUAACUGGAUCUCCUGAGGAGCGUUCUCGGGGUGACUAUUCUUCAACGCUGCCACCCACAUCUUCUUCAUAUGGUUCUGGGCAGUCUCCUACAUCCAUCUCGUCAAUGGAGGAAGACAGCGAUAGUAGCCCCAGCAGAAGGCAACGACUGGAAGAAGCUAAGCAGCAGAGAAAAGCACGACAUCGUUCUCAUGGCCCUCUACUUCCAACCAUUGAAGACUCUUCAGAGGAAGAGGAAAUGAGAGAAGAAGAAGAGCUUCUGAGAGAACAGGAGAAAAUGAGGGAAGUAGAACAACAGAGAAUAAGAAGUACAGCAAGAAAAACUAAAAGAGAUAAGGAGGAACUGAGGGCACAGAGGCGAAGAGAGAGAUCCAAGACACCACCCAGCAACCUUUCACCAAUAGAGGAUGCUUCACCUACAGAAGAGCUAAGACAAGCAGCAGAGAUGGAAGAGCUUCAUCGUUCCUCUGCUUCUGAAUAUUCCCCACAAAGUCUGGACUCGGAAGCUGAGGGGUAUGAGUCUAAACUUUAUAAAUCUGGCAGUGAGUACAAUCUCCCUACCUUCAUGUCUCUAUACUCGCCAGUGGAGAAGUCCUCCACAACAACCACCACCACUGCACCAUCUUCAACUUCUAAAGCUCUGAAGAGUGCUGAGGAGGUUUAUGAGGAGAUGAUGAGGAAGGCUGAGAUUCUACAAAAACAACAGAAAUUACAGCAGCAGCAGCAACAUGGAAGACAUGCGCCUUACUAUGAAGAGGACAUCAAUGGACAAAAUUAUGAUGAUGACUAUGAAUAUGACCAAGAUCAAACAGGAUAUGAUGAUGACAGUGCAGAGAAAGAAACAGAUAUCUAUGAGGAGAUCAGACAAACAUCUCAAAACAUCACUAAGAUGCAGCAGGCCACUGAUGAGCAGGUAGAUAUUGAGAUUGAAAGCUCUUACCCAGAAAAACAGCUCUUAGACACCAGCUCAGCCUUUGCUAAACUGCUGGAGCAAAGCAAUGCUCUCUUAACUCCAGGGACCAGCCCGACCCAGAUCUCAGCUCCUGUUUCUUUCGCAGAGACUGGGGGCCGGAUACCUGACGUUAGAGUAAGCCAGCACUUUACCUCAAAGGAUGGACACAAAGACAAAAUUAAAGGCCAAUCAGGAAAGAAUGGGAUAACUCCAGCAGUAGCUGCUACCACUAUUGCAGCUUAUGGAGUUUAUGCCAGAGAUGCAGUAACUCUUUCUCAAACCGCAUCAAGCCACACUAUAACUUCUACUCAAUCCGACGUAACCCGUCGGCAAACAGGUAGUGGUGGCACAUCCUCAUCCACUGUCUCAAGUGUAUGUAGCAAGAUUGCAGAAAUUACUCAAGCCUACAGUCAGAGGGAAGUGCUUACCAGAAGGGUUGGCGAAACAAGAGGUGUCCAGGUACGAGAAAGUUCAACGUCCUCUGCUGAGAGGAUUAUUGAGCCACGUUCUCCCAAAUAUACUACCUAUUACAGAAGUACAAGUCCUCCUCUGUCUCCUUCACCGCCACCACCACAAAGCCCCACUCGGGUUCCUUCAAGAAGAGCUACUGCAGAGUUUUCAACACAAACACUAAACUCAGCAUUGCGAAUGGAGUCUGGUACAUCUGGCUCUACUUCUCCAGUUAUGGCACAGGGAACUCAAACACUGCCUCGAUCUGUUUCUCCUCGACUCUAUCGGCAGCAAUCUUCUCAGGAUGCUUCAUACUCUCCCCCCACAAGCCCAGCAAGGCCAAUGACAGUGAAUACUGCUACUUCUCCCCUAUCUUCACCUACCCGGUUCAGCCGCCAGUCAACAUUUGAGUCCUAUUCUCCAUGUGGCAGUCCUCCAGACACACCACCAUACCAACAGUCUCCCACACGGAGCUUCUAUCGAACACAAAGAGUGGAGAAAGUGAAUGUCGGAACAAGUAUGGUCACCACAGCCAGCAUAUACACCAGAGGGUCAGUCUCAAUGGACAACAUCUCCCUCUGUAGAAUAUCUACAGUCCCAGGCACAUCUAGGGUAGAACCAGGGCAUUUGAUUCAAGGUGGAAGUGUUGUGGACCUGAGAACAGCCACUAAGCCUGCUCCUAUAAUUAUGACUGACCAGGGAAUGGACCUCACCUCUUUAGCCACAGAUUGCAGGAAAUAUCAUGGUGGAUUAGAGAGCCAUAGACACUCAACAAUUGUACAGCCACUGAUUAUGAACUUGCACACCCAGGAGACCACCACACCAACCACUGUGAGUGUUACUGUGGCUGCAUCCAUGUUUAUGACACAGCCUAAGCAGCCAGUUGUUUAUGGUGAUCCUCAUCAAAACCGAAUAGAUCUAGGACAGGGCAUGGGAUCAGCAGUGUGUCUCUCCCACAAUAAAUCACCUAUUUCCCCUCCAAUUGAUCCUGCAAUACCUAAAAUUGAUGCCAAGCUAGAAGAUCUUAGCAUUCAACAGAGAGAGCUUCAAAAACAGCAAGAGAAGCUGCAGAAACAGCAAGAGAUCCUUGAACAACAACUACAGCAGCACCAUCAGAUGCAACAACAGGUCUCUACUCUAAACAGGUAUAAUCUUGCAGGCCAGAUUUCACCUUUACUUAAAAAAGACUUGUUAGUUAGCCAAACUAGCACAGCAUCAACUGUGGUUAGUGCUGUGUCACCUCUUAUUAAUCCUGAGCUAUAUGGCACUGGUCCUAUUGAGCUAAAAGGUAAACCUAGUCCUCCAGGUUUGAUGGUAGGAGGUAAAACACCACAUAGUAUGGUAGUGCAGAUGGAUGGAGGAAUGGAAUUAAGCAGGGCAGUAACUCAACUUGUGAAGGUAGAACAAGGACAGGAUGCUGUGGAUUUGACAGGUGGACAAAUUACAGCUGAUAACCAACCAGCUUGCUGUGAUGUUGUUUAUAGCCUUCCAUUUGGUGGAAGUUGUGUGGGUGUUCCAGAGAAAGAUGGCAUAAAGCCACCAUCAGCCCCACCUAUUGGCUAUGAGUCUGAACAUGAAAGGCAACCUGGAAGAUAUCAUGAGUAUCCAAUGGAUGCACGAAAAGCCUACACAUUACCUUAUCCUGGUAAACUUCAGCCCUCAAUGUCUGAUACCAACCUUGCUGAUGCCGGGCUACAAUCGUACUAUUCUAAACUAGAACCCCACCUUCAAACAUCAGGGGAGCCUGCCAUGGACCUCACUGCAAUGAAACAAAGCUAUGGAGGUUAUGUGGGGAUGCAAUAUGGGUCAUAUACAGAUUUGCGGCAUGGAGGGGACAUAGCAACCCAAACAUUGCCCAUAAGAAGAUUUAAUUCCUUGUCUAACAUUAGCUCAGAUUAUGGCUACUCUGCUCGUGACAUUGCUAACUUCCAAGAAGCUAAUUUGGCCCAGUACAGUGCUACAACCGCAAGAGAGAUCAGUCGAAUGUGUGCCGCACUUAAUUCAAUGGAUCGUUAUGGAAGCAACCCAGACUUGGUACAAUUUGGCAGCUUGGGAAGAGGUACUGGUCCAGGAGCCUCAAGGCUUGCAGCUGGGCUAGGAAUGAGACAAAAUCUCUUAUUUGGGCUUGAUGGAAAGCCAAUUUCUCAUGGUCAGGCACUGGCCAACCUUAUCAAUGCCAGACAGGCAAGUCUAAGAGCGAUGUACCCAGCUGCUAUACGAUCUUCGGAUGGAAUGAUUUAUUCCACUAUUCAGACACCCAUAGCAUCAACCCUUCCUAUCACAACUCAGCCUGCAUCUGUUCUUAGACCACUUCUGAGAGGCGUGUACCGGCCAUAUGCUUCACCCAACUUGACACCAGUGCCCCUUUCCAGUCUUAGACUACCAAUGAGCCCCAGAAUUCCUUUGACUGGGCCAGCCCCUGUCCGUUAUCCAGCACCAGGACUUCUUCAAACAACUUCAACCACUGCUACCACCACUGUUGCUGCAGCAGCAUCAGCACCAAUAGGACCCCUAGCUUUUGUGACAACAAUUCAAGAUGAGCCAGUCUACCUUGGCAAGGGUGCCAAAGUGACAUCCUCCUCAGCAGAGACUCCUCUGAUCCAAGGAGCAGUUGUCAUUCCAUCUGAGCCCCAGCAGCAGCCAAUAAACCUGUCCCAGGCACACCUGAAUACCCAGCAACAACAGCAAGAAAAACCAGGGACAAUGACACAACAGCCGCAAGCUCCUGCUACAAGCCAAACCUAUCCAUCCUCAAGCCCUGCACUCACUCAUGGCUAUCCCCAACCCCCUGUAGGCCCUUCUGUCCCCACUGCUGGCCUACCCAGUGCAGGUGGUCUUCCUCCCUUUCCUCCACCAGGUGCCAUACAUAAGGAAGGUGAAACCGAGGCAGAGAGGCUGCAUCGACAGCAAGAGCAGCUUCUACAAAUGGAGAGGGAGCGUGUGGAGUUGGAGAAGCUCCGGCAGCUCCGGCUACAAGAGGAGUUGGAACGGGAGAGGAUAGAGCUGAAACUGCACAGGGAGAAAGAGCAGAUGCUCGUGCAGAGAGAGUUACAGGAGCUACAGACCAUCAAGGAACAGGUCCUUCAGCAUCAACAGCAUGAACGUGAGAAACAACUUGUUCUGCAGCGGGAGCAGCUGGCUCAGCAGAAGGCCCAGCUCGAUCAGAUCCAGUCUUUGCAGCAGCAGCUCCAGCUUCAGCUAGAAGAGCAGAAGAGGCAGAAAUCAGCACAGAACAUACAGCUGGAUGUGAACGGAGAGCCGUUGCACCCUUACAUAGACUCUCAGAUGAGCUCCCGUUCCCUCCCCAACUCCUCCUCGGAGAUGUGCUUGAGAACGCAGGAGGACCACAUGGAGGCCAGGGCCAGCAUUAGGAAGCACAGCUCCAUGAGCAGGUUAAGCAGAGAUAAUCUGGAUGGAGAUGGUGUGGUGUUCUAUGGCUCCCCCCGCAGGAUUGUGGAUAGCUGUGUGCAAACUGAUGACGAAGAUGGAGAGGAGAGGUAUAUGAUACGUCACCGUACUAGGAGGCGCGGCCGCAGCGUUGACUGCUCCGUGCAGACAGAUGACGAUGAGGACAAGGCUGAAUCAGGACAUCCCGUUCGGCGAAGACGUUCCCGUUUCUCCCGGCAUUCUGAGUCAAGUGCAGCUGGGAGUAACUCUGCCUCGACAGCCACCUCAGCAACUGAAACCAAAAGUGAAGCACCCAAGAUGGUUUCCUCCAGCAUUGCAAUCCAGACCAUCAGGGAAAUGUCCUGCCAGACUGAGGUGGAACACUUAGGGAGAGUUUCCCCGUCAAUCCAUGUGACAAUGCCAGAUCCCAACAAAGUAGAGAUCGUUCACUACAUUUCCGGUCCUGAGCGGACACAAAAAGGACAAUCUCUUGCAUGUCAGACUGACUCAGAAGCCCAGUCACAGGGCGUUGUAGCUCCCCAGCUCAGUGUACCAACUACGAUCAGUCCCUAUUCUUCCUCCACCAGUACUGGAACACAGCAGUCUGGUUCUUCUGACAUGUUGACCCAGCAACGCCAACAGCAGCACAUCUCAGCCAAUGCUGCCAAGUUUGAGCGACGGCGGCCCGACCCACUUGAUAUCAACUAUCAGCCACACAACCACCUCCACAAUGAAUCCAUCUCCAGCAUCAUCAGACAGUCGCAGACAGCUCCAAAAUCUCCACAGGUCCUGCACUCGCCCGUCUCGCCAGUGUCCCCUCACCGCCUGUUAGAGGCCACUUUGUCGAGUGAGAGACUCAACAAGGCCCACGUCACACCGCAGCAGAAGUCCUACACAGCCGAGUCCCCACAACGACACCCAUCAAUGCCCCGACCAAUCAAGUCUGGCCAAAGGUCCAUGUCGGACCCAAAGUCCCUUAGCCCCACUGCAGACGAGCACACCAAGGCUAGACUGUCCCUGUACCAACAACAAGCAUUACAGAGUCAGUUGGCAGCCUUACAGCAGAGCUCACUGCUUCGAAAGGUCAAGCGAACCCUGCCCAGCCCUCCUCCAGAUGAGACUGCUCCAUCAGCUCACAUGCCCAUGAUGACACCUGUCCUCCAACAGGCCUACCUGCCCUCCAUGCCCAGCCUUAAGCCCAGCUCAAGGUCUGGUUUAGCCGCCAAAGCCAGCCUCCUUAAAGAUUUGACUCACGAGCUGAAGGCAGUCGAGCAAGAGUCCACUAAGCUACGAAAGCAGCAAGCUGAACUGGAGGAGGAAGAGAAAGAGAUUGAUGCUAAGUUGAGAUACCUUGAACUUGGAAUUCACCAAAGGAAAGAGACACUGGUUAAGGAGAGGGAAAGAAGAGAUAUCGCCUACCUGAGAUGUAUGGGGGACACUCGGGAUUACAUGUCUGACAGCGAGUUAAACAACUUGCGUUUAGCAGCUGCAGCUGCUUCACAUGAGACCAAUGGACUAGUUACAACCAGACCAAGUACUGCUCCCCUUAGCCAGUUUUCCAGUGAGCUCAGCAUGGGGGGCCAGUACCCACCAACUUCAUCCUUCCUCUCUAGUCAAUAUCCCCAGAGUCAACCGGCAGCACCAUCUCAGCAAUCAAGUGCUCCAUAUCAAUCAUCUACAUUCAAUCAGCCUCCCUAUCCAACAGUAUCCCAAUCACAGGCAUUGCCACAACCCACACCUCUUCAAAGCCAUGCCCCACCUCCUGGACCUUCUUACCAGUCCCAAACAUCAUAUCCAUCCCACACCUAUCCUCAAACUCAGCCCCCAUAUCCCCAGACAGACUUGGGAAUACCAGCAGCACCUCAGCCUCAACCAGGACCCACAGGUUUUGGACCUGCACCCCCUGGUCAGCCCCCAUACCCCACCCACAGCUCACCUUAUCCUAGUGCUGUGUCCUCCUACCCCAGCCAGACAGCUCCAUAUCCUGGGCAACCACAAGCUGAUAUCCUGACAGUUCAUCCAGGAAGGCCUAGGCAGACCUCACUGGCUGAUCUUGAGCACAAAAUGGCAACCAACUAUGAGACAAUUAGCAACCCCACAGUUGUGGUGACAACAACUGCCCAAGAUGCUACCUUCUCAAGUGCACCUCCAUCCUAUGGUCAAUACACAGGAACAACAACCAUGGCCAGCUCCUAUGGGCCAUAUGGCUCUGCACCUGUCUCCAGCAGCUAUAAUGGAUACUCCACAAUGCCACCCAGUACCUAUGGUCCAUAUACUUCCGCAUCAGUUAGUACAUAUGGCCUGUAUACUACUACCAAUGCUAAUACUUAUGGCUACACCACCACUACUGCCAGCUCCUAUGGACAGUAUCCGUCCACAGUUUCCAGUGCCUAUGGACACCCAGUUGACAGCCCUUCCACCUACAGCACAGCAAACGGAAUGUAUGGGGCUCCUGGCUUAGAGCAAAACAUUCCAAGAAACUACAUGAUGAUUGAUGAUGUAAGUGAGCUGACGGCAAAGGAUGGGCUGGGCACAACAACAGGGGACAUGAUGCAUCAUGGCGGCGGUGGGCGUUACCAGGGCGACAUCCAUGGCCACAGCAGCACCACUGGCAGCACGGCGCGUGGGGGAACUGGCAGCUCUCCUUACGGCAGGGCACCUGAGGAGGAAACAGCGAUGCAGGAUGAGCUGUACGACCACCAUGGCAGGGGUAAGAGCAGCUACAGGCACGGACCCCUAGGGGGCAGCAGCAGCGUGAGCACUAGCAUGGGUGGGGGAUUCCCCUUUUACUAUGACUACGACGGCAAACAUGGCAGCAUCCGCUCUGGGGUACAGAAAAACGUAUUCUCCAGAAGCCUCCUGGCUCCUGCUGUCAUGUCCUCAAAGCGCAGCAAGCACAGAAAGCUGGGGAGUAUGGAGCAGAAAAUCUCAAAGUUUUCCCCCAUUGAAGAGGCACGGGAUGUGGAAACAGAUCUGGCCUCCUACUCCUCAACAACCGGUGGGGCAUACCCUUCCUCUAACAUUCGAGGGCGUCAGCUGAUGGAGGAUUAUGGCUUUAAGAGGAGUGCUUACGAGGGCGGCAGUGGCACCGCUCAUGGUAGUCGCUACUAUGGUAUGAUGGUGGAUGACGAGGAUCGGAUUUACUACACCUCCACUGGCCGUUCUCGUUCCCAUGGCUACGGCAUGGACAAAAUCUCAGCCAAAGACUACCAUGGGCAUCGCAGCCGAUCCUACGAGAGAGACGACCGCUCCUACAGCGCUGGCCACAGGGGGCGCCACCCAACCAGACAGUACUCUGAGGAGGAGAGUCCAAUUAGCCCCUUGGGGAGGCUCAUGAGUUCUGGGCGAUCUUCAAGCUUAGGUCCCGACCCGUAUGACAGUCGCAGCAGUAGACAUCCUUACUAUUAUGGACAAUAUGGUUCUAGUCACUCGCUGCCAGAUGUUCAAGACCACAUAGGAGACCUCCCACGGACCCAUGUCUACAAAUCGGAUGAUACUUACAUGAUAGAUGAUAAUUAUUGCGCUGUGUCAGACAGUGAAGCCUACCAUCUGGGCCAGGAAGAAACAGACUGGUUUGAGAAGCCACGCUCCAGUUCUCGACACUACAGCGGCCACUCAUCUGGGAGGAGUCGGCACAGUGUCAAACACACCUAUCAUGAUUAUGAUGAGCCUCCUGAGGAGGACUUGUGGCCUCAGGAUGAGUAUGGCCAAGGAGGGCGACACUCAUCUUCCCGUGACCACAGGCAUCAUGGCAGUUCUAGCCGCCACUCGUCAUCACGCCACUCUGAUGAAUUAAGAUCCACAAGGUCUUCUAAAGGGCAUCCUAAAGACCCUUUGAUGCGUCACGACCCCUCAGGACGGUCGUCAUCUUCAGGAAGGCGUGGUGAGUCAAGGUCUGGGGGGUAUCACUCUACUGACUAUCGGGAUCCAUCAGGACACCAUCAUGGCCAAAGGUCCUCCAGGCAGGGAGACCCGCACAGGUCCUCACGCAGCAAAUCCCAAGGUCCGGUGGACAUGCAGGGCCAACCACCAGGCUCCUCCAGAUCUGGUAGCAGCUCUGUGCGGGGUCAAGGGUCUGCAGGUGGGCCUGCAGGAUCAGGGAGACAAGGUGGGCCAGGUUCUCAGACAGAUGGAACUCAAGGACAGAGGACGCCGCUCCAGCAGCAAUCCCAAACAUCCGCCAAUAGACCGGGUCAACCUGGUACCAUGACAACUACUGGGCCUCAGCAGCAGACCCCAGCCCAAGGACAAGGCAUGGGGAUGGGAGUGGGCCUGGGUCAGGGUCAGGGUCAGGGUCAGGCCAAGCCAGGACAGAUGGGACCAGCAGGUGGACCGAUGGGCCAGGCUAGGCAGACAGGUCCAGCAGGAACCACACCGUCAUCCAUGACGAAGAUCGAGACGCCUCCAGCAACAGCUAUCGGCGCAAAAGCUGCACCCAUCAUGGCCUCAAAGACCGCCGGACCCCCACUAACAGGAAUAGGCUCCAAGGCGGCUCCUAGACCCGGAGGAAUUGGCAGCGCAGCGGCCGGUCAGCCGGGCAUGGAGGGAGAAGGCAUGUUUUCAAAGAUCCUGCCUGGAGGAGCCGCAGAGCAGGCUGGCAAACUGGGAGAAGCCAUUUCCGGUUUUGGCAAAAAGUUUACCUCUCUCUUCUGAGGUAACAACAUUAAGGACUAUUAAAAUAUAAAAACAAAAAAGUGAUGAGGCCUCUUACCAGAAAAACCUGCAAAGUUUCCUCUGCUGAUUCUUUACUGAGAGAGAAAGAAAAAGAGAGAGGAAAGCGAGAGCAGAACUGCGUUAACUGCCAACACGGACUGAAAUCCUCCGGAAACUUCAUGUCUUGAAGCUGAGCACAGCUCACUGCCAGAGAGAACCUGCAGCUCUCUGACAGGCCAGACAAUCAGUAAGUUCAAGCCAACAUCCAACCACCGGUGGGCUCUUUUACUUCAGCCACCCUCAUCCCAGGAACAAAAACCUGCAUCAGCCACCAAUGUCCACCCCGUUCGUUACGAAAGAUCAGAUUGGAGCAGCAAACCAUGGAAAACUGUCGUAAUUUGGCCGGCGGUGAGAGCCACUCAUACACAGCAGAUGAACACCGGAUGAACCUACAUCACACCUCCGACCAAACUAGACUCUGCCCUCUUAGUGGAGGGAGGUCAAGAUCCUCAUUUCUACUCUCAAAUGUUGACAACGCCAUUGUGCUGCUUCUUUUUCCUGAUGGGGUGCGCAGGAAGUUACAGCUUUAGCAAAAGUACGGUGGCCUGCAGGAACCUCUGGUGUCACAGUCGUGCUCAGAACAAGAACGUGGGCAGCAGUUCAUCCCUCUCCUCUUUUCUGUCUCUUCUCUAAGUAAAGUCAGAGUGUGGAAAAUGUCGAAACACGCUGGUUUUUCUGGUACGAAAGACCUCUAUAGCAUCACUGAACACGAACAAGGAUCUUGAGUCAUGGAUAAAGCUGGACAGGAAUGUCAUGUUGACGACAAAAAGCUGCGUCUGUGUGUUUCUGUCAACAGCUUCCUGUUUCUUUCUACAUUCCAGGUUGGAACCGUGUCCUUUCUCCUCUUGAAAGCUGAUUCUUUCUUUCUAAUUCUAAUCUACUACUUGCAAUGUCUUUAAGAGAAGAAAAUAGUGGAUUACACACACAAAAAAUGUAGGAACGCAUGGGACUUUGUAUCCAAGACCUUACACUGUUCAUCAUUUCUAAACAGAGGCCAUAAAGACAGUUGGAGAAAAAUAUUGGUGUUGUAAAAGAGGGAACGUUCAUGCAGCAACUCAAAGUGAUGAACUGUAAAAACAAGAGGAGCCUCCUGUUUAUUGUGGUUUUUUUUUUGUUUGUUCUGGUUUUCAGCAUGAAGCUGUGUGUGGUAGAGGUACCUUUUAGCCUUUCAAAAGCCAUCAAGACAACAUUUACCUGCAGUAACUCUUCAGCUGCUCGACAAAUCUGGCUCUCAGAAGUUUCUUAGGUUAUUUUCCUUCUUGUUUUUUACCUGUUUUUUAUGUUAUGCCUUAAUCAUUUUUAAACGUGUUAUUUUGAAGUGAGAGUCUCACUAUUUUUGUUACGUCGUGUGAUUGUUUUCUUCAUGUCCCUUUUUUAAGUAAUAACUGCUGGAGCAGCAUCUACAAAGAGAUUCAUCUAUAUAUAUUUUUUCAAUUAGUAUUUCUUUUAUAGUUGUGAUAAAACUUAUUAUUUUAUUUUAAACUUUUUAUUGAGUUCAACCCCUCAAUUCCUUUUACUUCAUCAUAAAAGCAAUAGAUUAAGAGGUAAGAGAGCAAAUAGCACAAUUUGGUGUCAUUUUAGAAUUUGACAGAAUUGAAAUGUGUUGCUUCUGUUUGUCACACUUACUACUCCCAAUUUUCAACUCAAGUCCGACUUAAACCUACCACAGAAUGAAUUCCAAUAUUGUGCUGCUGUCCAGUAACAGCAGAGAUCAGAUGUUGGCAAAGUUGGUACCAUCCAGAUCUUCGACUCCAACUGACGGUGAGACCUCGGUGUGGUCAGUCAGCGGAUCAAAGUGAUACGCCGCUCACAUGAGCCAGCUGGAGACUUACCUGAAGCACUGCAGGGCAGCAGAGAGGCCUCGAAAAGCUAAGCAGUUACUCCGUGGAGGACUGACUUCAUCACCUGUGGGGGCUUUGGCCUUUUUGAUGGGAUUCUUCUGAUCCUCCAAGAUGGACAUUUACUGGGAGCGUACAAAAAAACCAAACUCCUCAAGCAAGCGUGUGCAAGCAUGUGUCUUCACUUGUUCAACUGUGCACGUGACAGCACACUCCUGAUGUUUCCGAACAGGAAAAAAAACAACAACGAGAAACCGCACUCAUGUGACUGAGGAACCAACAGUAACACACAUGGUUGUGUCACAAAGUCACUCGCCUUUUUUUUACGUUUGAUUUUUCUAUCGUGUUGGAGUCUAGACCUGUAACACAACUCCCCCUCAAAAAGAAAAAAAAAGAAAAAACAACAACCUCAGACUGUCAGUUGUCAUGGAAACUUCUCAGGUUAGUGUUUGCCCUGCUGUUGCUCCUGCAGUGCAUUGUGGGAUCUGUGGUACGGUUCUGAGGACACAAUCUCCUUCCGGCCCAUCGUUGCGAGGCCUUCAGCGCAACGGACGGAACGACCUACAAACUUCUGCUGUAUAUUGUCUGUGUGAAUGCUCGCUGGGAAACUUCGCAUGCCGCCCAGCGCAGAAAACCUCAGUCACCUCUAUAUUGUUCUGUUGCUAAUGUUUGUAUGUAUGUGUGUGGGAGUUGUGUAUGUGUGUAUUUAACAACCCUCAUCCAAUGCGGAAAAGAAAACCAGGCAAACACGAUUUCAUCCAGGCGACCUCUCAUCUCCAGUCAUUCUAUGCAAUGAGUCAUAUUUGGAUUGAAGAGUAACGCAGGGAAGUAAAGGCUUCAGAAAAGCAACGAAAAGUCACAAUCAUUGUUCAUGACUCCUCAGUUCUCAUAAUUUUAGUUUACUCCAGAAAAGGAGGAAUACUUAACGGGUUCACAUAAUCCUGAUCAGGGUCCCAUCUCCUCUGAACUAGGGAGCCAAAGACGCCUACGCUGGAAAAAUUGGGUCUAUUAUUUUAUAUCUUUUAAAAACUGCAUCAUUGCCUUUAUAAAUGUGACAACGCUUGAAAUUAAUUAGUGGAAAUUGUAAUCCAAUGUGCUGAAAAAGGAGGCCUCCAUACUUCCAGCUUCCGUUCUGGAAAGAAGUAGUGGGUUGCCAUUUAUUCAAUCACUUCCUCAUUUCAAGAGGAAAUGAAGAGGAAAACAUGUUCCAAACUAUGUACUUAUUCUUUAGAACAGCCAAUUUAAAUGUCUUAAAGCGAGAAAAAAGAAAAAAUACCUUCAACUUGAUGAAGAGAAGCAUUAUUUUUUAACAGCAGUGAACACUACAGUAGGCUUGAAGGUCUUUGAAGGUUUUGACUAUAUUUCUAUGAUGAUAAAACUAAUGUAAAAGUAUCUAAAACUGUCAGUGGUAUGAGGUAAAAGUGAUAUGACAACAAGAACCAGGAUUGUUUGAGUGUUUUCUGGUAAUUCAAGAAUGUUGAGAUUAAAACCUCAUUUAGGAUAAACACCUUUUUCAAUUAAAUAUAUUAACGACUGAAAGUAUUCUUUCCUAAGCCAAUGAAAUUCUAUCAAAUAGAGCUUAAGGGUCUCAGACCCCUUCUAUUACAAUCAACUUUGAUCCAAAAAUAUUCUGUAAACCCACAGACGGAUAAAUCUGAAGGUUAUAGAAAUUCAGAUUAGAACAGAUUCAUGCAGUAUGAAAAUAGCCCCUAUAUUAUCCUUAGUUACCUUCAAAAGAUGCCAAUCGGCAUAGAAAUAAACAAUAUUUAUAUUUUCGUAGGAAGUUUUAAGUAAAUCAUCUAUUUAAGAACUUAUUUUAUGAAAUAAAACAGACAGCUGCCUGGCACUGAAGAAUAUAGAGGGAAAUAAAUCUAUAGAGUUAGAGAAUAUGUUGAAGGAGAUUUUAUUUAUUGCUGGAUUCAUGCGCAUCCAUAACAAUCAGAUUAAAAAUAUAGCAUUUUUUGAGUAUAUUGUUAAUUGUAUUUAUCACAGUGAUAUUUUUUAUAUGAAUGUGCUGUUUUACAUUUAUACACAUUGUUAUUCAUACCACAUACAUUUUAAAUCCCCCUUUUUUUGAUGCAGAUCAAAAAUGAUGUGUAAAAAGAAUAUAUAUAGAGAGAGAGAGAGAGAGACAGAGACAUCUAUUCUAAAGUACCUUUGAUUUAUUUAUUCUUUUUAAAUAUGCUGAGUUUAACUGCCAUAAUCGCAUUAUUCUGGCUCUGCCUAAAUCUUUAUUUUCCAUUUUAGUCUUUAAGACGUGACCACACAGGUACACUGCCGCCAGAUUAGUGACUUCAACAAGAUUAGAACUACAUGUCAAAGUAAACUAUAAAUAUAUUUACCCAAGUAGAUAACUUCCAUUAUUGUGUGUCGCAUGUUUUUGGAAGUUUAUAAAAAAAAUACACCAAGAAAAUAUUCAAUAAAAUGAUCACUCUUGCCUCAGGAAAGCACACAGUAAAAUGCAGCAUCGUGUUGAGGGCAGUGAAGAGACUCCGGCAGGUUUUGGGAGUUUAAAAGACUUUGUGGCACAGUUGGGAUCGGCUGUGAAGCAGAGAGGGUCUGUAACACGCCAGAGACACAACCGCAACAACGUCGAAAAGAAUUGUGUUGGAAAGUGGAAACGUCCCUUGCUUUCUGCUCCUACAGCCACCCCAAGGGAACUUAAAUAUGCAUAGCAGCAAGGGCUUUUAUACUAAAAUACUGGUUACUGAUGAAAGCCAUUCUGUUACUGCCGUCUGGCCAGUCAUGAUCUCUGUCUAUGCUCUGUAUGGGAUAUGUCUACAUCCAGGAAAGCAAUGGCCUUACCGUCAGGACCGUGAUCACAGUAAAUCACAGCAGUGGGUGAAACCCCAAAGCCACGGCCUGGUUUCUAAGGGUUUUUUGAAGCACAACUAUUUAAAAAAAUUAAAGCUAAUCAAAGACUCAUCUAAAGCUCAUCAGUGAGGGAUUUCAAAAAGCAAAAACUUGCACAGUAUCAGGAGCUGUAAGUUGCGCAUUCAUUGAAAUAGAAACAAAAUAAAACCAUAAUUUGUGGUUUUUAGGUCAAAACUAGAGAAUUCUUGAUCAUUAAGCUUAGGAAUUUUGCCAUUUUAUGUUUUAAAGGAAGUUAAAACUCACAUUUUACUCAAAUGAUUCAGGAAGUAGACAGAUCAAAUUUGUUGCAUGUAACUGCAGCCUGAAGUCCUCAAAGGAAAGCCAGGCUGUCUGUGAUUGUACGUUUCCUUAACCAAAAAAUAAAAAAUACAAUAAAAAAAGGCGUGAUGCCUGCACUAAGCGUCACCGCUCUAUGUUGGAAGACAGUCGAUGUCGGUGUACAGAACCACAGAGAGAUUUUCAAACAAAAGAAAACUAAUUGAAUGCAGAAGUAAGCAUCUGUGAGAAUCACUGUAAAGCCGUCCGGGAGCGUUUCAUUCCCCAUCUUUCACCUGCAUUGACUCAUUAAGAUAACGUGAAUGACCCAAACGCCCUCCCCACCCCUUUCCUACAUCCACUUUUUCCCCCCUUGACGCCCCACCUCACUGACUGCCAUCUUCUUUCCCAGUGUAAAUACCAGACAAGAGCAGAGCGGAGUCCACGUCUGACUGACCUGUAAAUGCCAUUAAAAAAAACAAAAAACCAAGGCAUGUCCUGUAAAACGUGUAAAUCUUAAACAUGUUAACUCGCUGCAAUACAUACACACACUGACACACACACACACAUAUGCAGGGGAGGCAUUUGUGAGGCGAUACAAGCAGGGGAGUAUGCCGAACUUGUGCUUUUUGUGGGUGAAGAUAACAAACGAGCAGUAAUAAUUGACAAGUUGCGUUGUGUACGUAUGUUGCCGGCUCGUACGGACGGUUCAACAAAAAACAAAUGAAGUGCUGUAUUCGGAUAUGAAAAAUAUCAUAAUGGUCUGUGUAGAAUUUCUAUACAUGUUGUGUUUGUUAAAUGAAAUGACAACAAAAACAAAGAAGGGAAAAACAUUCAGGCUUCCAAGUGAUUUUUUUAAAUUUUGAUUUUAAAGUGUUUACGGCAAGAAAGGCAAUAGGUGCUAUAGAGUGAUGGGAAGAUGCCUAGAAGGGAAAUAUAAAACAAUCCAACUGAUAGAGGAAAAAGGAAGAAAAUAAAAAACAGAAAAAGCUUGUGAGCCUAAAAAUGACCACAAAGUGUUCCAUUCACUGUUGUAAGUGCAAUGAGCUAAAUUUCCUGUUUCCCCAUUGUAAAACCUUGUGUAUGUUUCCGUGUAUCCCUCUUGUAAAUGAGUGUAGUAGACCUGGUGCAUCAUGCCAUGUAAUGUGAUGAAUGACAAAUUAUGACCUUACAAUACAUUUCAAUCAGGAAGAAAAUUAAAAGACAAAUAAAAACAA